UUUUGUCAACUGUCUCUGCAAUUCUAUAUAUAGCAGGACCUACUGGGCUCUGAAACCAUACCCAUUCGCCUUCUCUUCGGAGGACUUCCUCUCCUAACUACAUUAUCCUCUUGUCUAAUCUCACAGCUUCAAUACCUAAAGUUCAAAGGCUUUUCAGUAUUGCAGAAUGGGGAUCACAGGGGAAACCGUCUAUGGUGCAUACACGUAUGAGAAUCUUGAGAGGGAACCAUACUGGCCAUCGGAGAAGCUCCGAAUUUCCAUCACUGGGGCUGGUGGCUUUAUCGCCUCCCACAUCGCCCGGCGCUUGAAGAGCGAAGGCCACUACAUUAUUGCUUCUGAUUGGAAGAAGAAUGAGCACAUGACUGAAGACAUGUUCUGUCAUGAAUUCCACCUUGUGGACCUGAGGGUUAUGGAAAAUUGCUUGAAGGUCACUAAAGGAGUUGACCAUGUGUUUAAUCUUGCUGCUGACAUGGGUGGGAUGGGCUUCAUUCAGUCCAACCAUUCAGUUAUCAUGUAUAACAACACAAUGAUCAGUUUCAACAUGCUUGAGGCUGCCAGGAUCAAUGGGGUAAAGAGAUUUUUCUAUGCCUCUAGCGCUUGUAUCUACCCUGAAUUUAAGCAACUGGAAACUAAUGUGAGCUUGAAGGAGUCUGAUGCCUGGCCGGCUGAGCCUCAAGAUGCUUAUGGCUUAGAGAAGCUUGCAACAGAGGAGUUGUGCAAGCACUACACCAAGGACUUUGGAAUAGAGUGCCGUAUUGGAAGGUUCCAUAACAUUUAUGGUCCUUUUGGAACAUGGAAAGGUGGGAGGGAGAAAGCUCCGGCUGCUUUCUGUAGAAAGACUCUUACUUCCACUGAUAAGUUUGAGAUGUGGGGAGAUGGACUUCAGACCAGAUCCUUCACCUUCAUUGAUGAAUGUGUAGAAGGUGUACUUAGAUUGACAAAGUCAGACUUCCGUGAGCCAGUGAAUAUUGGAAGUGAUGAAAUGGUUAGCAUGAAUGAGAUGGCUGAGAUUGUUCUCAGCUUUGAGAACAAGACACUCCCUAUCCACCACAUUCCUGGCCCAGAGGGAGUUCGUGGUCGUAACUCUGACAACACCCUUAUCAAAGAGAAGCUUGGUUGGGCUCCUACAAUGAGGUUGAAGGAUGGUCUGAGAUUUACCUACUUUUGGAUCAAGGAACAGAUUGAGAAAGAGAAGGCUCAAGGUGUUGACCUGACUGUUUACGGGUCAUCUAAGGUGGUUGGAACCCAAGCUCCUGUUCAACUAGGCUCACUUCGUGCUGCUGAUGGAAAAGAAUGAGGUGGCCGAGACCCAAAAGCUCAAUAAGUUGCAUGAAAGAAAUCCAAGUGUUGAUUAUUAAGUUGAGCUAUGAUAUCAAUAUCCUUUCUGUAGUAUGUUGAUUUCUACACUGGGAUUCUUUUAUGCUCUAAAUUUAUGUGGUCGAGCUUUUCAAGCAACCUGCUCCCAUAGGGUGGCUUGUUAGUCCUUGAGCUAGGGAUGAUCCACUUUUUUACGCUGUGUUUUCGGUAUUGUAAUAAUGCUCAAUGAGUAUUUUGCUUAUCUCCGUUUA
Juglans microcarpa x Juglans regia is the source of this 1568-nucleotide messenger RNA. RefSeq names its product GDP-mannose 3,5-epimerase 2-like. Gene Ontology annotation, molecular function: GDP-mannose 3,5-epimerase activity; NAD binding. The coding region runs from base 167 to 1297 and encodes 376 amino acids. The transcript has 7 exons. NCBI's taxonomy places the organism in Eukaryota, Viridiplantae, Streptophyta, Magnoliopsida, Fagales, Juglandaceae. The record is from RefSeq and is a predicted model, not a curated record.